Molecule: messenger RNA, 2799 nt
Organism: Symbiodinium pilosum
Lineage: Eukaryota; Dinophyceae; Suessiales; Symbiodiniaceae
Source: the annotation of a GenBank genome assembly
AUGGUGAGCAUCGGCAGCAACCUCUCUUUUCUGCUCUGCCGCCACUUCGUGCAGCCCUACGUCCGCGAGUGGGUCGAUGUCUCCGGGCCGGGUAGUGCCCAGGCCCUCCUAGUGGACGAGCAGCGCCUGGCGCAUGCGACGCGGAUAUCUUGUACAGUGGGAGGCGCUUGUGCCAUCGCAUCCAUCUUCAAUGCGCCCUUUGGCGGCCUGCUCUACAUGUUUGAGGAAGUAACAUCGUUGGCAUGGCCUUUGGAGCUUACCUUCCGGGUUUUCGUGGCCACCAUGUUCUGUUCGUUGCUUUCCUAUGGCCUCUGCAACCUUCUCGGCUCUGACAUCACAGAGUUCGUGAUUUACGCAGAGACGCCCCAGGACAAGAAGUGGGCGUGGGGUGACGUACCAAUCUUCGUCGUUCUCGCCGCCACGCUGGGGGUGGCCACCUCUCUGCACACCAGGGCAAUGCUUGCGGUGUCGGAGUGGAGGCGAGGCCUGCGGGCGCAGUGGAGGCAUUUGCAGCCCUGGGCUGUGAUUGUUGAGACGGCUCUGUAUGCAUCGCUCACGGCUUUCCUCUCCAUGCUGGUGUCUUUCCUUGCCGCCUGCACGGAGGAAGGCCAAUCAGGACUGGAGUAUGUGGCCUUGAACUGUCCAGAGGGGCAGUACAAUCCCAUUGCUUCUCUUCUCGUGGCGACAUCGCACAGUUCGGUGAAGCUGCUCUUCUCCGGAAACAAUGCUGGUGAGAUUCACUGUGCUUCAAGCCUUCUGGCUUUCCUGACCUACAGCUCGCUCAACAUAGGCUUGGCAGGGCUUCCCGUGCCCGGAGGUGCCUUUACAGCCACUAUGCUCAUGGGCGGGCUGUUCGGCCGGUUUGUGGGCGCCCUCUGUGGUGAUCUCGGGCUCUCGACGACGGUCUCAGGGGUCUUCGCCAUCGUCGGCAGCGCGGCCAUGCUGUGUGGCUUCAAGCAGAUGACGCUGGCAUCAGUGCUCAUUGUCGUGGAGUGCGUCAACGACUUGAGCUUGGCGCCCAUCCUCAUGCUGGGCGUUGCCGUAUCCAUGGCGGUAAAUUGGGCGAUGAACGAGCGCGGCCAUGACGAGGAGGUGAUCCACCGUCGCCAGCUUCCGUUCCUCGAGGGGGAGCCUCCGCGCGCCCUCGACAGCCAGGUCGCCCUUGACCUCUGCCCAGCUUUGCCGGACGACGCUGUGAUGCCGCCCGAGGCGACUUUGCUCCAGGUGCAGCGAGCCCUGGAGCAUCAUGAUGUGCACUACUUCCCCGUACGGGACGGUCUUGGCCCUUGCCUGGGCAUCAUCACCCGGAGCCAGCUGGAGACCCUGGUGAGUCCGUCAAGACCUUUCGCGAGCUUUGCGGCCCAGGGUGAGCACCUGUUCCUCGACACGGACUUGCCCACUGACGAGGGCGCGUUGCUUCCCAUCCACCGGAUUAUGGACCCCACUCCAUUCGCCAUAGUCGAGGACAUGCCUGUGCCGCGACUCUACGCACUCUUUGCAAAGGCCGGCGAGCGCGCUGCUUGCGUGACCUCCAUACGCGGCGACUUCCGGGGCAUCCUGUCCCGUGAUCAUUUGAUCGCUGCAGUUCGGAAGCGCAGCAAUGAGCAUCCAGCCAUUUCCAUUGCGCUUUCGCUCGCCCUUACGCGGAGGCAUACUGGAGCGCUUCUGGUUGCUGGGCUCCUGCUGCUUCCGCUGAUGAGCGAGCUGACCAUGUUCACGACGAUGAAGGCCAAUGCCACAAACUUUGCACCCUUGACGAGCGGCGAGCUCGCAUCGAUGGUGAAGAGCCACCUGAAUCUGUGCAAAGAUGCGGGCGUCUACCAAGAUGCCCUUGGGGACCUGCUGGCAAAGACGGCACACACCACCCACAAGAACUGGCCGGAGACCGAAGAUGCCUCGCUGCAACUGGCGGACAUCAUCGCCGGUCCCGAUGAUCCGAUUUUCAAGCAAGUCUUCCAACGUGUGCUUGAAGGAGGCGGCUGGGACCAGGCUGUAACAGCGGCCGCCUCGCGAGGAGCAGACUCAAAGCCCUGGGCAGUGCUGGUCACGGGGCUGAAUGGGAUCCGCAAGACCUCUUCGCUGUAUGAGCCUUGGUUCCAAGAGGUGCUCGCAGAGGCGAUGGGCAUCAAGAGUGAUGACCCCAAAGUUGUGGACUUACCCUGUGGCGCAAACAGCUUCUUCCGGCAGCUGGAUUUCAUGGUCGCCACCCUCGCGAACGAGGACUUCCGCAAGCUUUACACCAUCUCUGAGGUCGAUGAUUACGCAGCUGCUAAGGAGGCAAUCUUCGCGCGAUACCGAAAAAUCUCGGAGAUGCUGGGGCUCCUUCUCGUGCGCGAGGCAAGGAAGAGGAAGGUGAACGUCAUGGCCGAAACCAGUGGUCGGGACCUGGCGAUGUACGAAUAUAUCGACUUCGCAUUCCCGGAAGGGUACAAUAAGUUGGUCAUGCACUUCGAGAUCAAUGACGUGGAGUUUGCUGAGCAGUCGGUGGCACGGCGGAUGCAGGGGGAGAUGGCGGCGGGUACAGGAGCUCUGGCGCAGCUGAAGUCAGGUGAGACACCGGAGACCAGCGCCGCGCUCGUUGCUGCCAACGCAGGUGGGCCCUAUGGGCCAGAAGUGCUCCGCGGCGUGCAGACUGCCAGCGACAAGGUUUUCCAGGAGGUCUGGGGCCCGGACGGCAAAGGCGAGGGUCGACCGGGCUGGCAAAUGGCCCGGAUCCAGGUUACAGCCUCCAAAGACGGCGACUGGACCGUCAAAGCGCACGGCAGCGCCACAGAGCAUGCUUUUUCCCGGCGGCCCUAG